ACAGUUCCGUUCAUUUAUGAACAGGACAAUGAAAGCUUCGGUUUAUACCUGACUCUAUUGAUCAAAGCCGAGCGUGCGCUGGUGCCACAUCGUGCGUAUUGGUAGAAAACUGACUGCUAAAAUCCUUAUAAAACUGAUGUUAUUGAAGUUAUUACUUACUUGUUUCCAGUCUUCAUAAUAAACCGGAUACAUUUGUUAUCAUUGUCAAAAUGACUAAGGUUGAAAAUUGGAGUUUUCACGUUUACGAAACAGUUUGAAUCUGACGCUCCAACAUGAAACAAGAAGUCACCAGCCUAAUUUGUGUAAUAUGCCUUUCAGUGGCCUACUGUUGCGUUUUCCCGAAAUAUCUCCAAGGUACCACGUGGCAUAAAAACAUCCGUCGUUCUACGCGCAUGGCUAUCUACUUCCGGGAGAAUAUUAUGGAGUACCAACAAGAAAAUACGGAAUUAAAUUAUAUAACGGACGAAUGGGAGGACAGAUGUUAUCAAAUGAAUGAUGUCAACAAAUACAUACUUAUCCAUGAAAAUCAAACAUACUCGUGCAUCAUGUUCAUUAAAAGAAGUGAAUCAGUCAUACAGUUAAAAUACUCGAGCAUUUCAGAGCAAAUCUCAUCAUCUUUGUGUGAAGACAGAUUAUUAAAACUUGACACAUGGCCGCUUGUUUCAUUUGAAAAAUCUAAAAAAGAAUUCCAAACGUGUCCGUUUUCUGGUGGAUAUAAUAUGAAAAUAAAAGACAAUACAGGGACUGAUCAUCCGUGUAAUUUCAUGGAUCUACCAAUGAGAUUUGAAAGUGAAUGUCACAAAGGUGAAGGAAUAACUAUUGAUUUUCGAACAAACCAUUGUAUAGGUGAUCUUCCCAUGAGUCAAAGAGAGCAAGCACUUUGCGUGACAUCAUGGAGGCAAGAUGGCGACGUACUUACAAUUUUAAGAACUCUAGAUUCUGGCAAGUUUUGGUGCCUUCGUAUACCAGCAAGGCGAAUAUUUGACGGAAAAACUAUUAUGAUAUUAUACGUCGACCUGACCUGCAGUGGAGAAAAAGACAGUCUAUAUUACAAUUUGGAACUAGAAUUGGUCAGUCAGAACAGUCUGUGCCUAGAUGAACAUAAUGGUUGCAACAGGCUCCCAUGCACUGAUUACUUCACGUCUCAGUGUUUAAGAUCUUGUGGGCAAUGUGACCCUAAUGUGUAUCCAACAUCUUGUGAUUAUCCGAGAAAGAUUCGUGGAGAAUGGUUUCUGAAUGAUGCAUUUGGACAAAGUACUGUCAAUGUAUCAGGAUCGCGGUUAACAUACGAGCGGGUAGGAACAUUCAGUUGUGUGACAUUUCCUGAUUCUCCUCCUUCACGAAAAACAAAACGCUUUACGACAGUUUCAUUUUUCAAUAAUGGAUGUCGGCCACGUUACACGUGUGCUGCAUUUCAGCGAAUAAGUUCAAAUGUUUAUGGUUUUGCCUUAAGUCAAAGCAAAAUUUGGCCCUUGCCGACAGGUCACGAAAAUAUAUGGUCAGAUAUAUGUAACACAGACAAUUUUUAUGGUGACCCCGAACCUGUUGGAGACACAUUCCGCACAUUCAAUAAUGCAUUCAAACCUAUGGUAACAAAAUCUAAACCAGUUACUGAAAUUCAAUGUCCAUUGGAUGCAAGUUAUUUAUUUAAUGCUACUUUUCAGACUGGUGGUACAUGUGCUGGUCGAUUGUUCAAAAUCUGCCAGGAGCAAUCUCAUAUUCAGCUACAGUAUGAAAACUGCCCAUUUACAGAACAUCAGUUUCAAGACUUUAAUUGUAUAGGUGUAAUAGACAGCAAAUACUGGGAACGUAUUAUCUUGUUGCAAAACAGGCUGCAUUUUCAGAACACCAGCUGCUUAAUAUUGUCUGACGUAGAACCAGGACGUGUUAUUCUAUUGCCGUCGGGAGAAUGUGAUCAAUUUACAUGGACGUACGUCAAUGUUGGCAUUCGUAAUGCUACAGUUGACAUGAUUGUAACUCCUGAGAUUCAAACUUGUAGAAACGUAGAAACAACAACACCUGCUGUUGAUUUACACAAACCAAAAACUACUGCUCAAGCCCGUUUUAAACCAUUGCAAGAUGCUUAUAUAAGUGAGCGUUACAGUAAAACUCAUGAAACUGACAUAAAUAAAAGUGCUAAAAGUACUCACAAACAUCGCCAUCAGAACCAUCAGACAACAUCGCCGUCCAGUGUGUACAAAGUCGCUCAGAACGAUCACUCUGACAAGGCCAUGAAUACCUUUGUAUCAUCAUCGUCUACCAUUUAUUUAAAUCUCAUUAUUUAUAUUAUUUGUAUGGUUUCUAACAUAUUUACAACUAUUUCAUUAGCAAAUUAAAUUAUUUUUCUACCUUUUUCAGCGUUUCAUUGAGAACGAAAA
Molecule: messenger RNA, 2378 nt
Organism: Mercenaria mercenaria
Lineage: Eukaryota; Metazoa; Mollusca; Bivalvia; Venerida; Veneridae
Exons: 2
Coding region: 273-2336 (687 amino acids)
Source: RefSeq, a predicted model, not a curated record